AUGAAAAUGAAAACACAAAUUUCAUUGAAGCUCAUUUUAAUUGGAUUACUAUCUCAAAUUGAUUUUUCUCAUAGUCGUGCGGUCAAUAUUAGCAACACGUGGACAUUACCGCAGGCUGGUUUUAAUGUAUUCUAUCGUUAUUUCCGUGAUAAAAUAUCGUGGUUUGAAGCUGAUGCCGUUUGUCAAUUUCAUCAUGCUAAUUUAGUGACAGUUGAAAACAUUGAGCAAUUUGAUGCAACUCGACUGUUUCUAAAGGAGCUUGAUAUACCGGAUUUUGUAUGGAUUGGAUUAAUGCGCCCUAGUAAUACAGAUCAGUUUUCAUGGACAAACUCUAAACCAUUGCCCGUAUCAGAAGGAUAUUGGGCUGAACCAUGGCCAGUAUCAGAUACGCCGCUAUGUGCUGUUAUCGAUCCAUCUCGUGACUAUCGUUGGCAUACAUUGCGAUGUGGUGGUCCUGAAACGGCCGCAUUUUUAUGCGAAAUGGAGAUCCCAGAAUGGGCAAUUCAUUGUACUGAAAAUCCGGAUGUAACUGUUCAAUACAUUUCUGAUUCCGGUGCUGUUCAAUUAUCACGUCGUUGUAAUGAUACAUUGAAGGAAAUUUCAUGUCAAACAAAGGCCAAUCAAAUGGAUAUGUACAAUGCAUUGAAAUGCCCAGAGGAAGAAAUUUUGUCAACGACACAAUCAGCGGAAGAGAUUACAGUUGAAACAUCAAAAUUAGACACACAAGUCACGGCAUCGACAACAUUUAAAGCGGAUGAGGAAGUUCAACCGAAAGUUAUUAUUAAAAAUCCACAAAAAAUGAUGGAAGAUAUUUUUGAUAGUAUUGACAUGAAUGUGGAAGUUGAUUCUAAUCGAUUAGAUGAUUCUGAUUCACAGAAAAUGGAUUUAGACUUGAUGGUUGGUGACCAGCCAAUUCCAGACGAUGAAGAAAGUGAUAAAAAGAUUCUUCUUAAAUUGCCUGACAAAAAAGAAACUUUUAAGAAAAAGUCUGAAAAAAUGAAGGAGAAAUUGAAAGCUAGAGAUGAUGACAUGAUGAUGGGCGAUGCACCAUUUGAGGAUGUUCAUUCAACCACAGAAAAUUCAGAAUUACCAACAUCAACAAUUAUUUCCACGACCGAUCGUCAGCGACGUGAUGCAAAUUUAAUUGCUGAAAUAACGACAAGCAUAAAUGACAUCAGUGCAUCAACAACAAAUGAUGCUUCAACCCCAGAGGAAUUAAGUACGUUUUCAACUGAAAUGCCACAAUCAUCAACAGAGCAGAUUACAACGCCAGCAACAGAAGAGCCAACAACUAAAAUUAUCGUUCAUGGUCAUCCACUUCACAUGUCGCAAGCAAUUUUUAAGGAGCCAAUUCAACCUGAUGGAGCUCACGAACGCAUUAAUUUUAGUGACUCUGAUGUUUUCAUUCCACCAAUGUUAUUAGUUAAAUCUAAAUUUACAACGACUACAUCGACAGGAACUGAACAUUCAACUGUAUCGGACAUUAUUAUCACAUCAUCAUUAAAUCCAUCAACAGAACAAAACACAAUUGUUGAUGUUACAGAUAUUGCUGAUGAAAGCAGCACUGCUGUGGAUAUGACAACAAUAAAGGCCGAAAAUAAUGAAAUUCCGUUGAAUGAGACAGCACAAGCGAUGCAAGUUGAGAACACAAUAACGACUGUCGAGUCAAGCGAAAAGCCAAUUAUGGUUGGCAAGCGAACAGAUCCGAGAUUAGGAUUAAAGGAAGCAGUGCCAUCGACAACGACUACAACAUCUACUGUUGCGACCACAGAGCAAAUAACAACGAUAAUUUCAUCAGAAAUUCCAUCAUCGACAACAGAAAGCGAGGAAUUAACAUCAACGACAGAUGAGAGUAGCAGUAGCAGCAGUACAUUUGAGAUAACGGCAGAAAGUUCACCGUCAUCUACGAUAAUUGAUGAAAGUGAAAGCUCGUCUGUUUCUGAAUUAGCUACAACAACAUUACAGUCAAGUGGAAGUCCUGAAAAACUCGUUGACUUGUCAACAACCACAAUAAUUACAUCAUCUCCAUCAGCUGCCAUAAAAGUCUCUGAAUUUCCAGCACAAACAUCAACUACAGCAAUGCGUAAUGAUAUCAAUGCAUAUCAUCUCCAAAGUGAUGUUUCAGAGAUAUCAGAACCAAUUGCACGUGGAGGAAAUGAUAGUGGCGAGGAUCAUGAGAAUUAUCAUGUGAAUAAUAAAUUCUCAAAUUCUAAUGAUGAAUUUCAGCCAUUCAAACCAAAUCGUCAUCGUACACUAUCCAAACAUGAUCAACAUCAUGGACCUGGAUUUACUCUUGGCAAAAUUUUGGGAUAA
Chironomus riparius is the source of this 2313-nucleotide messenger RNA. The record is from the annotation of a GenBank genome assembly. Lineage: Eukaryota; Metazoa; Arthropoda; Insecta; Diptera; Chironomidae.